AUGCAUUUGCUAAAUGAAGUGUUGAGUCUGGAGGCGCUUGUGUUUCAGGGUUUGAAUUACAUUGGCGCGCUGAUCUAUUUAAUUUUGAACGACGAAACAUCCGCCACCCGUCUAAUGAUUCAUGCGGUCGGCGAACGUCGCAACUAUUACACUCCUGAAAUGAGCGGAAUUGUCACAGAUGUUCGAGUGCUCACCGAUCUGCUCAGGUUAGACCGCAAAAACGUCUCGUGCUUUUAA
This is a messenger RNA of Gongylonema pulchrum, 237 nucleotides long. The record is from the annotation of a GenBank genome assembly. NCBI's taxonomy places the organism in Eukaryota, Metazoa, Nematoda, Chromadorea, Rhabditida, Gongylonematidae.